This is a messenger RNA of Trichomonas vaginalis G3, 324 nucleotides long. RefSeq lists its product as uncharacterized. Bases 1 to 324 code for a protein of 107 amino acids. The transcript has a single exon. Lineage: Eukaryota; Parabasalia; Trichomonadida; Trichomonadidae. The record is from RefSeq and is a predicted model, not a curated record.
AUGGAAGAACUUGGAAUGCAAGAAAGACUUGACGAGGUAAUGAAGCCCAAGGUCAAGUUCAUCACUAUUUCUGGAAGGUCUACACUUCAGCUCGAGACUUCGACUGGAAUUCCAAUUCAAAUACCAGACGGGACAGCCUACGAUGGCAUAAAGGACGCCAAAAGAGAAGCUCUUGUUAAGUUCCUAAACAAACGUCCUUGGAUAAAAAUACCAAACAAGGAGAACCCCCUACCCCAUAUGAAAUUGGCAAUUCAGUCUCUCCUUCAUUUCUCUGGUCAGCCGUUCUACAUAACCUGUGAAGGCGACAUUCAGCCAGUUCAGUAA